Seminavis robusta is the source of this 2168-nucleotide messenger RNA. Lineage: Eukaryota; Bacillariophyta; Bacillariophyceae; Naviculales; Naviculaceae. The record is from the annotation of a GenBank genome assembly.
CUGGACAAUGACGCAGAUGGUGAAGAAAGACAUCAGCAAGGGCAAUACGACAACCAACAAAAAGAAGAAACAAGAGUGCAGACUAGCAGAGGUUGUGGAACGAAGUGGCUCGCCAACCGUCAUAGUUAGAUAGAUGAAAGAGAGAAGAAAAGAGAGGAGAAGAAGAUGUCGUUGUGUAUACUACUAGUCAGACUGUUUGCCUUUUUGGUCUUGAGCCAUGGCGCUACCGGCUUUCUUUCUCGCUCCAUUCCCACCACUUCAUCUUCUCCCACCACCCAUUCAGCCAUUGUCGCAUCCUUGCGAUUAUCUUCCCUAAAGGCAGGAGUUCGUCUGGUGAUCUUGAAAGAUGACGACAAUGAGGAUGAAGAAGAAGAGGAAGAUGAUGACGAGGAAGAGGAAGAACAAGAUCCAUAUACCCAAAAAGCCACUUCGGAAUUCUUGGACGAUAACGACGACAAGUCUUCGUCUGCCUUGUCCACACUGACUGGCAGUUCGAUUGAUUGGGGCGGUGCCUUGGGGAAACUGCGACAACGCGUCCAAGAUGUGGAAUCGGGAGCAUCGCAAGAUCCUUCCACGGCACUCUUUCGCUUCAUGUCGGCCAAAACUCCCAACGAAUUGAUUGGGACAUUUGUGCAAACGGCCAACCCCAAAGUCGUCCAAGCGUGUUCCGAUGCCGUCAAUAGUCUUCUCGGUGGUUUGUCUAGCCCGAGCAUGGGCAUUGAAACCAUUGUCAAGACCAAUGGUGAAAAAAUUGGAUCGCUCUGUUUUCAACUUCAAAUGACGGGUUACUUGUUUCGCAAUGUCGAAUACGUCCUAGCACUCAAGGAAAUGAUGGCACUCCAGGGUGCCGCGACACUGCAAGAUUAUAAAGAUGCCUUUGACAAACUCGAUACGGACGAUUCGGGAUUUAUUGAACCGGCCGAAGUCCAAACGUUAUUGGAUGAUGUCUAUCAAGGCACGGCACCCAAAUUUGAAGUCGAUGCCUUUGUCAAAUUCUUUGAUCGCAAUCAAGAUGGAAAAAUUAGUUGGACCGAAUUCGAAUCGGGAUUGGGGGCUGCCAUGACCACUACAAAGUCGCGACCCAAAUUGCUGCAAUCCAGAGCAGGCGACGAUGAUGAUGAGGACGAAGAGGAUGACGAAGAACCCAUGGUACUCAAUUAUGAAGUGACUGGUGACAUUGAAAUUGAACUGGACAAUGGAGAAACCAUCACGGUCGAAGCCAAGGAAUACAUCAAAAGUCUCAAGCAAGAAGCUGCAGCGCUCCGAGAAGCACUCGAACAGCAACAACUGCCCGAUGCCAACAAGGCCGGUACCAAUGGAAUGCUAGCAGCACAACAACAACAACAAUCAUCCUCCGCAGACUAUGGUGGCAUUGCCCAAUACAUUGCACAACGACAGGGAGAUAUCAAGGCAUUGACCGAAGGAAUUCAACCGGAAAUUGUCGAAACCAUGAAAAUGCUAGUCGAUUUUGUACUACAAGGAGGAGAUCCGGCUCGAACGCCACAACCCAAAAAGGAAGAAAUGGAAAUGGAAUUGCCGGGAUCGGCAUUGCAACAAUUGGCACUCUGGCAACUGGUACUGGGAUACCGAUUGAGAGAAGCAGAAGCUACCGGAGAGUACUUGAAACUGUUAGAGUAAUCAGUAAUACUGUAAAUAGCAGUUGCAGUUUGGUAGCUGCGUGCGCGGCUGUUGAAGUAACGUAGGAUGCGCCCGAUGGGAAAGUAUGGAAGGAACCUCAGUAGUGCGGAGACUGCGUACGACGCCAUAGCUGCUCCACGCACCCAAACUAACUUCUUAGCGCGACGAUCUCCGUCAUGUCAUCUCUUUUCUCCCUGCAGGCAUGCAUUCGUGUGCUUCCUUCCUUCCGGGGCACUGCUGCGUGCCUGUGCCUAUCAACCGAUGGAGCACUCACUGUUCAGCUUGCACCAAUGAUGGCUAGCUAGUCACUACACCGGAAGAGAGGUAUGCGACGAAAUCUUCAAACCAAGGAGUGCACUGCUAGCUGGCUUACGAUACGAUGAAGAUAUUCAAACUCGUAGUGUUGUUGUUGGUCAUGCAGGCCAGUGGGCUGCACUACUCUUUUAAAAUCUAUGUCUAUUUAGCAAGAGGGAGGAAAGGUUUUUCUCACAAUCCAUGUUUUGGUUUUCUGGGAGGAAAACCAAUACCGG